UGUCAUUCGCUGUGCAAUGCUCGUGUAAGCUUAACGUGUGUGUACUGCACAAAAAUACUGUAGAGUUCAAAAGUAAAACGCAGAUUAUCAUUUAAUUACAAAUACCAUUAAGUAAUCACUCAAUAUCAAGCUUGAUUAUUUAAAAAUUUUUUAAAUUUUUAAAAUGCUGUCAUUUAACUUGCGGUCAAGUAAAUUUGUUUUACUUUUAGUAAUAACUAUUGCGUCGUUUAAAUCAAUCCCCGCAACGUCAAAUCUUUAUAAUAAUGACCACGGUCAUGGGGAAUCUUCAUUAAUAAAUAAUAAUAACGCCGCUUCCGUGCGUCAUGAUAAUUUAAAUUUACUUAAUAAUAAAAAUAACAAUAAUAAUAUUAAUGAUAUUAAUAGAAAACAAAGAUCUGUCAAUACAAAUCUUCAUAAUUAUUAUAACCAACAACGAAGUCCAUUAGAUUAUAUUGUUAAUCCGACAACAAAUGAAAAUUACGCUGAACAAAAAAAACAGCGUGAGCAUAUUCCAUUAUAUAUUGAUGAUUCUACUGACAACGAUAACGACGACGAAGAUGAUGAUGAUGAUGACGAUGAGAAUGAUGACAAGGAUUACGAACGCUUGGCUGAAAUAAUAAAUAAUAACAAAUUAAGUAAAGCGUCAAUGGAGAAAAUUAAAGAGAACCAAGACAUGUACUACCGGAAACGCCGAAGUUCACUGGAGAAUGGUUUUAUUUUUAACAAUAAAUAUAAUGCAGUAAAGAGGAAUUAUCCUGGUGUAGAAAAUUUACGUUCUACGAUGAAUAUGUCGCCGGGUUGGGCCUCACUUCGGAAUAAAAAAUCUGGAGCGCAAGAUGACUUGGAUAUUUUAUUUGGUCUUCAUAAAGAUGAUAAAAACAAAAAUUUAUCAGACAAAACAAAUAUGGAGGCUAACAAAAAUAAAGAUAAGAGCCCGAUAAAAAAUACACUCAAUAUGAAUUCAAUAAACCCAACUGUUGAAACCCACAAUAGUAAUAAUGUCAACCCAACAGUAAAAGCCAAAGCUAAACCUACUGAUUUUACUAAAGAGCAAGUUCAUAUAUCAAGUAAACAAAAGAAAAAUAUUGACUGGUCACAAUAUUUCGGCAUUGACAAAAGAAUGAGGAAGCCAACUUGGUCAUUUGACAAACCGGGAUUCGAUCAGAAGGAAGAUGAUGAAUGGCUUCUUCAGCAUUACUAUCAGACCAUGGCGGAUUAUUUAAAUGAUCAUCCUCAUUUGUCUAGUGUAAAUAGUAAUGACAAUGACAAUUACGAUGUAAAUAAUUACAAGAUGAAGCGGAAUAAUGAAAACAAAAUUGACAAUAUCGUGAAAUACUCAAGAGAACCCGCGGAUACGGACCAGAUUUACCUGAAUGAAGACGAGGAUUCGCAAAAAGUAAAAGACAAAAUACUGAGCCAACUUGCUGCUGCGUAUUCCUUGGAAAAAAUGCGCAAGGCUUUGGACGAGUUGAAGCACAACAUAAAAAUAAACCAGCAGCAGAGCCCGGGAGAGACUUUCGACAGGGAGUUCAGCACAAAAGACAGCCGGGAAAAGAAAAAUUACAAUAGUAAAGUAUAUAGUUACGACGAUUUUAAGGGCCAACCGCAUUUGUUCCAUGAAAAGAAGAAAUCUGAGUGUCCUAGUGCCGAGUUGGAGAUACUGAAGCAACAUUGUAUGCCGGUGAACAAUUUCAUCGGGGGACAGAUGCUGUUCUUGCCGUGCAUAAGGCACCAGGUGUGUAAAAUGUGCAGCGACAAUAUCAAAGAAGAGAAGAAAUGUAUAAACUUUUUUGCAAUUGAGGCUGCAAGGAUCUGCGAUAACAUUGAGGAAGAUGAUGACAGCGACGAUGUAGUCGCGGCCCGUGAGUCCUGCAAAAAAAUCGCAGUUUCCGUUACUCAAAUUCAAAUCCCUCCGCGAAUAGUACAAGAAACUAAGCUUUGUUACAAAAUAAUAGCACACCGUGAUUAUAAUUCUUGUUUGGAUGAUUAUCACCCCGAACAUCACAAUUAUUUUAAUAAUAACAAUAAUAAUAAUUAUUAUCCGUACAAAAUGUAAUGAAAGGAGAGAAAUUAUAAAUGUUGAACUUCAACAGCCUAAGAAUAUAUAUAUUUAUCAGAUUAUUAUAAGAUGGACCACUGGAAAUUAAAAUUAUUAUUAUUAUUAUAUAUAUGUAUGUAAAGUAUAUAUAUAUGUCCAAUGUUUAUUGUUAUGUAUUCUGUAAAACAAUAAAAG
Microplitis demolitor is the source of this 2233-nucleotide messenger RNA. Its product is annotated as homeobox protein 2. Bases 164 to 2056 code for a protein of 630 amino acids. NCBI's taxonomy places the organism in Eukaryota, Metazoa, Arthropoda, Insecta, Hymenoptera, Braconidae. The record is from RefSeq and is a predicted model, not a curated record. The transcript is spliced from 4 exons.